AUGAGCGAAGAGGAAGAAAGAGCAUCAACUGCAGCCACAGAUGACUUUGGUGCACUGCAUGAGGAUGAUGAAGACUUGGCUUCCGCAAUGAGCAACUGCGCAACACAAUGCACUGACCACAACUAUGGGUUGCGACCAGAAGCAAGUGAUGACCCCCGCAAAGUGUUGCUGCAGCAGCGAAGCACAAUAGAAGACCUGAUAGAAAAAGAGAAAGAGCUUCAAGGCCUACUUGAAGAGAAGAACGCUCAGCUCGCAGCACUGCAAGUGGAAUGCCACAGGAAAGAAGGCGAGGUGUCCCACAGAGAUCUCCAACUUAUUAAAGAACGCCAACGCAACCAGUGGUUGCAGACACAGCUCAGGGCCGCGUAUCAAAUUGUACAAGAGGCGGAGGAGAGGUCCACUGAAAACUGCUUAUCCUACAAUGCCCUCACAAAAAAUGAGAAGGACCUCCAAUACUAUGCAGGAUUUGCCUCUGUCGCACUGUUGCAAAACUUGUAUGCAAUCCUGGAACCUGAUGUGAAGCAUCUCCAGUUCUGGCAGAUGAAAAGAGCUGCGGGUACGGAGGAAGAAAGAAGAUUUGUUGUGUCACUAGAAGACCAGUUCAUCAUGACACUGGUGCGACUUCGUCAUGGCCUGGAUGGUGCCGACCUUGCUCGAAGGUAUCAAGUCUCAAAAUCCACUGUGUCCCGUAUAUGGACAACGUGGAUUGACUUUUUGUUCAACAGGCUUAUACAGAUUCCCAUAUGGAUGUCUUCUGAGCUGUGCGACAAAUACCGGCCAGCUGUGUUUCAAGAAAAGGGAUACAGCACUGUUGACGGGAUCCUGGACUGUACGGAGAUCUUCAUUGAGAAGCCGUCGUCUUACAGAGUGCAAAGCGAAACCUAUUCGUUAUACAAAAAAGCCAACACUGCAAAAGGCCUUGUUGUUUGCAGUCCUAAUGUAUUUGUAACAUUCGCCUCUGACUUAGUUCCUGGGAUGAAGUCCGACAAGGAACUCACACUUGAGUCAGGUGUACUGAAGCAGUUUGAGAAGGGAAGAGCAAUAAUGGCCGACCGUGGUUUUCUAAUAGACAAAGAGUGUGAACAGGAGUCUCUGAUCCUGAAUAGGCCACCAUUCUUAAAGGGGAAACCACAACUUUCGGUGACAGAAGAAGCCGAGACGCGUAGAAUAGCAAGCUUACGCAUUCACUUUGAACGUGUCAUAGGUAGGAUAAAGUCCUUCAAAAUCCUCUCGCAUGUCUUUCCGAACAGCAUGUCACAAGAGGUGAACAAAGUGUGGCAUGUCUGUGCAAGACUAGUGAACUUUGUGGACAGACCAUUCCUCAGCAGAAGCUGUUGA
Messenger RNA from Ornithodoros turicata, 1338 nucleotides. RefSeq lists its product as uncharacterized. The transcript has 3 exons. NCBI's taxonomy places the organism in Eukaryota, Metazoa, Arthropoda, Arachnida, Ixodida, Argasidae. The record is from RefSeq and is a predicted model, not a curated record. Bases 1 to 1338 code for a protein of 445 amino acids.